AUGCCAAAGGCAUUCAUGCCUCAAAAAGGUGGAAGCAGCAGUGGCUCCUCCCCAGUGACAUCCAAUGGUGGGCCUCCCUCUCCUCUGAACUCCUUCCUUUCUCCACCUUGCUCACCGCCUGCGUUUCACCUAUCGUCCAGCGCCCUCGGAAUGCCCUGUUCAGAAACCUACUUGCCCAACUUCAAUUUGCCUCUUUGCUACAAGAUCUGCCCAAGUAACCUUUUGAGAACACCACCUCUUGUGUUUCCCACUCCUGAAAAGCCUGGAAGCACCAACCCUCAUGCUUUGCCCCCUUUCAUGAUGGAGGUGCCCAUGUUGUCUCCCCUGGGAAUCCCCAAUUUUAAAAAUGGCAAAGCUGAAGACUUAAGUGGGCAAUGUCUGCAAAUUCCCCAUCCUGCCAAUCCAAUGUUGUAUGGGUUACAUGCACCUGCAAAUGUGUUCCCAUCGACUCCCAUUGCCCAAGAAGCCUUCGGUUGUUCUUUACAUCCUUCCUAUGGCUUUUAUGGCUAUAACUUCCCCGUGCCGUCCAGACUCAUGAAUGCGGCAAGCCAUUUCCGAGUGAACCACGGCAUCCCAGCUUCCUAUCGAGGUGGCAGAUGCAACCACUCCCGCUGGCAUCCAACAAUUAAUCACUGCCUCUAA
Molecule: messenger RNA, 642 nt
Organism: Gracilinanus agilis (Agile Gracile Mouse Opossum)
Lineage: Eukaryota; Metazoa; Chordata; Mammalia; Didelphimorphia; Didelphidae
Gene: TBX22
Product: T-box transcription factor 22
Exons: 2
Coding region: 1-642 (213 amino acids)
Source: RefSeq, a predicted model, not a curated record